Messenger RNA from Eleginops maclovinus (Patagonian blennie), 1495 nucleotides. RefSeq lists its product as uncharacterized. The record is from RefSeq and is a predicted model, not a curated record. Gene Ontology annotation, cellular component: nucleus. Lineage: Eukaryota; Metazoa; Chordata; Actinopteri; Perciformes; Eleginopidae. The transcript is spliced from 3 exons. Gene Ontology annotation, molecular function: DNA binding. Bases 164 to 1495 code for a protein of 443 amino acids.
UAAUGCAAAUUAGAUCAAAGACAUAUAUAGGGCAAUUCAUCGGUUAUAUAAAUAACAUAUUACAAUAGCCAGGUAUCUCCUCUUUGUGUUUCAGACACAUUUCUUUUUUAAAAGUCAAACUAGGUUGCAGUGUAUCCUACAUUUUUGUUUUGUUUUUUUCAGUAUGCCACGAGACAGAAAGAGGACAACAGAUAGGGGUGUCCCUUUACCUAUUAUGUCCUUAGCAGCUGCUACAGUGACAAAUGAACGCAGGACAGUGAGGUCUGUUGCAAAACAGUAUUCCAUUUGCCACACAACCCUCUACCGCUUUAUGAAAAAAAGAGAAAGGCUAGGUCCAGGAGAAGAGAUGAGGACAGGGUACUGGACUCCCAGGAGGGUGUUCUCAGCUGAACAGGAGGAUAGUUUGGCAGAUUAUCUUAGAAGAGCAGCUGACCUUUUCUAUGGUCUCAGCACUAAAGAGGUUCGUCGAUUGGCCUUCCAACUGGCUUUCUUCUAUAAGUGCUCCUACCCUGAUACCUGGAAUGAGUGCUCCAUGGCUGGCCGGGAGUGGUUUUUCGGGUUCAUGAAACGACACCCCUGUCUGUCUAUACGGUGCCCUCAAGCUACUAGUCUGUCUCGGAACACAAGUUUUAAUCGCCAUAAUGUGUCCAUGUUCUAUGAUAAUCUUGCCAUGGUAAUUGACAGAUAUCAUUUUGAAGGAACAGACAUAUGGAAUAUGGACGAGACUGGGGUCACAACGGUCCAAGAACCAGAAAAUGUUGUUGCCGGGCGCGGCGUCAGACAGGUGGGGGCAGUAACCUCCGGAGAAAGAGGAACGCUCGUGACCGUUGCAUGUGCGGGCAAUGCAUUAGGGAACAUGAUUCCACCCAUGUUCAUCUUCCCGCGGGUCCAUUUUAAGGACCAUUUCAUCCGGGAUGGCCCGCCUGGAUGCAUUGGUGCCGCAAACAAGUCGGGAUGGAUGUUGGAAGAGCAUUUUCUUCAGUUUUUGCAACAUUUUCAACACCACACGAGGGCCUCACUGUAUUCAAAGGUCCUCUUGAUUCUCGACAACCAUUCCUCCCAUCUUUCUGUUGCCGGGAUUAACUUUUGCAGAGAAAAUGGAAUUGUCAUGCUGUCUUUCCCACCCCAUUGUUCCCACAAACUACAGCCACUCGACCGCACUGUCUAUGGCCCCCUAAAACGCCAUGUAAACUCCUUCUGCGACUCCUGGAUGAGAAGCCACCCAGGCCUUACGAUGUCAAUUUAUGACAUUCCGGGGAUUGUUAGGUUGGCCCUCCCAUUGGCUGGAACACCCGUCAAUGUCCAAAAUGGCUUCAGAUGCACUGGAAUUUGGCCUUAUCACCGUGACAUAUUUAACGAAAGUGACUUUGCGCCGUCUUUGGUGACAGACCGGCCGCCACCAUUAGUUCUCCCGGAGCAGGCUGGGUCAUCCUGCUCCGUUCUUCCAGUUCUUCCACCAGUUCUUCCGGAGCAGGAUGACCUGCAUCAGGUGUGA